GCGUCUCAUGACGUAACUUCAUGUGAGCACGAGCAGACUGGAGCAAAGACGCGAUUGUAAAGAUUACUCACUCUAGUAUUGUCCUACACUGAGUCCGUUUACCAGCACAUUAGAGCGAAAAUAGUUGGACAGCAUAUAACAACGUUAUAAACAUUCAUAUAUUAGCAGGUGAAUGUAAAAAUGACUCGACAAUUCGGUGUUUAGGUCAGCACGGACAGAAUCGCUUUCCUUUCAUCCUUCCUUUUUUUCAACUGGAGCAUUCAAAUUGGAUUUCGAGCGAAUAUCGGGAAAGUCCAGAUGAUGCUGUCGGAUUAUCAUUAGGUUGAGUGUGGCGUAGUGAGAGGCGGGAUGACCAGACACUGAAGAAAAAGGAGCAGACACUGAGGAAAAAGGAGACAGAAGAGUGAGUGUUCACCGUGGGAGAGCUCCUCAUCACUCUCCCCCCCUGACAGCUGCACCAAUGUUUUCUCCCGACCAGGAAAACAUCUCCACCACCCCAGCCUCCACCAAAGUGCCAGUCAAAUACGGAGAGCUCAUUGUUCUGGGGUACAAUGGCUCCCUACCCAACGGAGACAGGGGGAGGCGGAAAAGCCGCUUUGCACUGUGCCGGAGACCCAAGGCCAGCGGGGUGAAACCCAGCACAGUACACGUGGCGUGUACACCUCAGGCAGCCAAGGCCAUCAGCAACAAGGACCAGCACAGUAUCUCCUACACUCUGUCCCGGGCCCAGACGGUGGUGGUGGAGUACACUCAUGACAGCAAUACAGACAUGUUCCAGAUUGGGCGUUCCACAGAGAGCCCCAUAGACUUUGUGGUGACAGACACGGUGCCUGGCAGCCAGCAGAGCCACGGGGGGGAGGGCCAGACCCAGACCCAGUCUAUCCAGAGCACCAUCUCGCGCUUCGCCUGCCGCAUCAUCUGCCAGCGGAGCCCGCCGUACACCGCUCGCAUCUAUGCCGCCGGCUUCGACUCCUCCAAGAACAUCUUCCUGGGGGAGAAGGCAGCCAAGUGGAGGACACAGGACGGACAGAUGGACGGGCUGACCACUAAUGGCGUGCUGGUGAUGCACCCUCGCCACGGCUUCACGCAGGACUCCAAGCCGGGCGUGUGGAGAGAGAUAUCUGUCUGUGGCAAAGUCUUCACCCUCAGAGAGACCCGCUCCGCCCAGCAACGGGGCAAGAUGGUGGAGAGCGAGAGCCAGGAACUGGUGGACGGCUCGCUGAUCGACCUGUGCGGCGCCACCCUCCUGUGGCGCACGGCCGAGGGCCUCUCGCGCACGCCCACCGUGAAGCACCUGGAGGCCCUGCGGCAGGAGCUGAAUGCCGGGCGGCCCCAGUGCCCCGUGGGUUUCAACACCCUGGCCUUCCCCAGCCUCCGCCGCAAGGAGAUCCUGGAUGAGAAGCAGCCGUGGGCCUACCUCCGAUGCGGCCAUGUGCACGGCUACCACGCCUGGGGAGGCCAAGGACGGGAGCCCGAGGAUGAGGUGGUGGAGGUGGGCCGGGAGAGGGAGUGCCCCAUGUGCCGAACCAGAGGGCCGUAUGUACCGUUAUGGCUGGGGUGUGAGGCGGGCUUUUACCUGGAUGCAGCACCGCCCACACACGCCUUUAGUCCGUGCGGUCAUGUGUGCUCGGAGAAGACGGCAGCGUUCUGGAGCCAGAUCCCGCUGCCACACGGCACGCACACCUUCCACGCCGCUUGUCCAUUCUGCGUACAUCAACUGGCCGGCGAGAGCGGCUACCUCAGACUCAUCUUCCAAGGGCCCCUGGACUAGAUAAUGGACAGUGGACUCCUCCCAAACCCCAACUAACGCUUCACAACUACCAGGGUUGUGAUCAUUAGGGCACACAACCGAAAACAUCUUAAAACAUUUUUUGCAACAGAAAAUUAACAUUUGAGUUUCUUAUUGGACAAAUCCAGGUAGUCCCUCACUGUUUCAGACAGAUUCUUUCUGUUUGGUGCUCUAAUGAACAUGACCCAUGGCCAUGCGAUAACCAAGUGAAUGGUGGAAAAACAGCUAAAGGACUAUUAAACAUUUCUGAACUUAAAUAUUUUGGAGAGCUACGGAAUACUUUUUUUGCUUCUCUCAUUUCAAGUGACCUUUUUUCUAGCAGUGCUGUUUUCGAUACUAUAAUUAUAUUUUCAUGUUAACAAUGAAAAAGCGCUACAGUAUAUGCUAACACAGCAAACUCUUCCACAGGUGCAGAUUUGUAAUGUUCUGAUGCAAAAUCCAUUGUGAGGAUGUGUGGUGUGGCUUGAUGUUUAUAGCCAUUUCUUUUUCUAUCUGAAAGGCGAUUGUAGCAGAAACAAGCAUACUUUGUAAUGCUAGCUACUGUUUUGGAAGUGACCUCCUUUUUCUUAGACAUGAAGACCCAUGUUGUUAAACUAGGCCUAGUAAAAUUAAUAUUUCGCAAUUGUGUAAAAAAAAAGUGCUUAUGACCUUAUACCUUUUUUACCAUGAAUCCCAACAUGUACACUAUCUUUAUGUUAUCAAUCACCACAUCAACAGGUAUAAGGUGGUAUAAGAAGUGGAAGAAGUACAUAAUAAAAAACAAUAUCACUUUUCUCUCUGUGUACCCUUCUGUACAAGGACUGGAGAAACAGAUCUAUAAAUUGACUAGUGGGAACUUGUCGACAUUGACACUUAUCUGAGUGUCCAGAAUGUGUUCAAGCAAGCAAGUGAUCCAUUUUUGUUCAAUUGAAGUGUGGCCCUAAACACAUUGACUUUUCAGAUGGUAUGAAAAUGUCACCCUCUCAUCUUCCAUGUGUACCUGCAUUCAGUGUGUAUAUAAUAUUUAUGUUUAUGUUUGUGUGUAUGUUAAUGUCCCGUGUUUCGUCUUCUGAUCUUAAUUUACACAGUGAUUUGUAUUCCCAAUGUUAGUAAUGUGUGAGAGCUUAUUUUCUUUCGUUCAACCAACUUAUAUUCAAGUUUUACCAAUUUGUUCUGCUUUAUAUCCUCUUGAUUGCCUGAUGCCUUCAUACAGGACGUUGAGUAUUAUUUCUGCAAAGAGGGUUGCUGUUGCAGACAACCAUUUUUUUUUUUUUACCAACUGGAAAAAAUAAAAGUUAAAAGCUUUGAAAUUGUU
Messenger RNA from Oncorhynchus kisutch (coho salmon), 3083 nucleotides. Its product is annotated as E3 ubiquitin-protein ligase pellino homolog 1. The record is from RefSeq and is a predicted model, not a curated record. The transcript is spliced from 7 exons. Gene Ontology annotation, molecular function: protein binding; ubiquitin protein ligase activity. Gene Ontology annotation, biological process: regulation of Toll signaling pathway; protein K48-linked ubiquitination. Lineage: Eukaryota; Metazoa; Chordata; Actinopteri; Salmoniformes; Salmonidae. Bases 461 to 1771 code for a protein of 436 amino acids.